GUCUGGUUUUUAUAAGUUAGAGUCGAAAUGUCGGAGUAAUUAAACCAGAUCAAACGUAAAAAAUGUUGAAGCCGAGUAACAACAACACCACCAGCAAGGAUCUACCCAGACAAUAAGCGCCUACGAUUCCACGAUGUCGGAGUCUCAGGAAACUCCAGCGGUGGUGGAAAAUCCGGACUCGGACAUCGUGACCGAGGAGGACCAAAAAUUUCUGGACGAUUUUCUGAAGGAAACGGAGCAGCGACUCGCUGCCAAGGAAGAAAUUCGCGUGACCAAUGCGAACGCUAGCCGACCUCCUGACUCGUACUUCAGCAAGCUCGACUCCAGCCUCAAGCGCAACACCACCUUUGUCAAGAAGCUCAAGACCUUUGGUGGUCCCCAGGUAGACGCCUUUAUGAAGGACAUGGUAAAUUUAAACCUCACCAAGUACGUGAGCGAAGUUGCCAGUGCUCUUGUCGAUGCCAAGCUGAAAAUGACGGACGUAGGACCUGCCAUAAGAGUGUGCAGCUUCUUGCAUCAAACCUACGCAGAGUUCUCGUCGCACUUCUUUGAGAACUGGCAAAAGAUUCUGUCCAUCAAAGUCAGCGACAAGAUUGCCAAUCCUAGCAAGCUCAGGGUUGAUUUACGGUUCUAUGCCGAGCUUAUUAAUGCAGGUAUCUUCACCCACAAACAGGGGCUACCUCUCUUGGGCUCUGUGCUGAUGGUCCUUAUCAAUAUGGACAAAGAAGAGCAUAACAACGCUAGUAUAAUAUUGAGUUUUUGUAAGCACUGCGGCGAGGAUUAUGCUGGUUUGGUACCCAAAAGAGUAAGAGAGCUUGCGGACAAACUGAACGUUACCUUACCCAAGAGUAAGCUACUCACGCCAGAUAAGCAACAAAACGUGAGGUCGUUAUUGCGCGAUUAUUACAACUCCCUGUGCAAGCAUCUCUUGAAGGACCACAAGGAGCUACAAGCUUUUGAAAAGCAAAACAGAAAGAUUCUACAAACUAGGGGUGAGCUUAGCUCAGAGAGGAAAGAAAAGCUUGAAUCUCUCAAACUUUCUUAUGAGCGCUUGCUGCUGAAUGUACAGAACUUUUCCGACACACUGGAUGAGCAAAUGCCAGAGCUGCCGAUCGACAAUGAAGUGAAGACCGAAGCGGAUGAGACGCUGAAGAUGAUCAGUGAAGGCGAGGAGAACACCACGAUGGAAGACAUGUGGGGAGAUGAGGAGACGCGACGGUUCUAUGAGGUUCUUACUGAUCUGACUUUUAUCUUGCCUGGCUCCUUUGCCAAAGAACAACUGGCCAAGCAGGAGAAGCAGGACACCACGAUAACCGAAGAAGUACUGGACCAGGAUCUGACGUUCGAUGAACUCGAGGACAUUGAAAAAGUGGAGGAGCCCGAGCCGGAGGUUGAAGAGCCGCAGGUUACGAAUAUUAGUAACAAGAUCAUGCUGGAUGCGUUCAUAUCCCAUCUGCCGAACUGCGUAAACCGGGAGACGAUUGACAACGCAGCUGCGGAUUUUAUUAUGACUCUCAACACCAAGCACAACAAGAAGAAACUCAUCAAGGCUCUCUUUGGCGUGUCGCGCAUCCGUCUGGAUCUUUUACCUUUUUACUCGCGACUCGCGGCUAUUCUUCACCCUGUAAUGCCCGAAGUCGGCAACGAGCUUUGCCAAAUGCUAAAGCACGAUUUCAAAUACCACGUGCACAAAAAGGACCAGAUCAACAUCGAGUCCAAGAUCAAGGUGGUGCGCUACAUCGGCGAGCUCGUCAAGUUCAAGCUCUACUCGAAAAUCGAGGCCCUCUACUGCCUCAAGGUCCUGCUCCAUGACUUCACCCAUCACCACAUCGAGAUGGCCUGCAACCUACUCGAGACCUGCGGUAGGUAUCUCUUUUGCUCUCCGGACUCUCAUCAGCGCACCAAAGUCUACCUCGAGCAAAUGAUGCGCAAGAAAGCCGUCACCGCUUUGGACUCACGCUACGUCACCAUAAUCGAGAACGCCUAUUACUUUGUGAAUCCACCCGAGAGCCUCGGUAGCAUGCCGAAAAAGUACAGGCCACCCAUGCACGAGUUCAUACGGAAGCUGCUCUACCAGGAUCUGUCCAAGACGAAUACGGACAAGGUUCUCAAGUGGAUGAGAAAGCUCGAGUGGGACGACGAAGGCGUCGCUUCUUACGCCAUCAAGUGCCUCACCGCGGCGUAUAACGUCAAGUAUCUGAACAUACGCUGUGUCGGUAGCCUACUAGCGGGUCUCGUGGCGCAUUACGAGGCAGUCGGGCCGUUCGUGGUCGACGGCGUACUCGAGGACAUAAGACUUUGCAUGGAGAUCAAUUUGCCCAAGUAUAACCAGCGUCGUAUCGCCAUGGUCAAGUAUCUAGGGGAGCUCUACAAUUACAGGAUGGUCGAGAGCAGCGACAUAUUCAGGACACUGUACCUCUUGAUUACGUUUGGUGUGAGUAUGGACCACUCGGUGCCGAGUUCUCUCGAUCCUCCCGAGCACCUGUUCCGCAUCAGGCUAGUCUGUGUGCUGCUGGAGACCUGCGGUCAGUACUUUAGCAACGGUUCGAGCAAAAAAAAGCUCGACUACUUCCUCGUGUUCUUUCAACACUACUAUUGGUUCAAGAGGACGGACCCGGUCUGGACACCCGACAAUCCGUUUCCCGUUGGUGUCAACUACAUGUUCCGGGAUACACUCGCCAUGUUAAGGCCAAAGAUACGGCUCAUUGAGAGCUUGAAAGAAGCCCAGGACGCAAUAGAGGAGCUCAAACAUACGUUGUAUCCCAACUUGGAGACAGAAGUACCGACCGACGAAGAGACAGGUGACAUGAACACGAUACCGGAGGUUGACGAAGAAGCUCCAGCAGUAGAUAAUAGUGAUGCAAAAACAGAGUUGCACUUUGAAGAAGUGGAAGACGCGUCUGAAGUACAAACCGAUGACGAUGACGACGACGACGAUGAUGAGGAGGAAGAAGACGAGUGGACGAAUGGAGCUAUGGACGGGCGUCAUGGAAAGCUGCCGCGACAUACCGAGGGUACGCAAGACAAUACUCAGGGUGAGGGUAACAGUCUAUCGGAAGGAGGUGGCACGGUGCUGAUGGACGCAGAGAUGGUCUCAGUACUACCUUCAGGUCCGAAACGUAUCCUAUGCCCGGAAGAUGACGACUUUCUGUCCGCUCUCGACAAGAUGGUCUCGGACAACAUUCAGGAUAGGAUGCGCGAGGGCGCGAAAUCCCAGCAGGUGGAUAUAUCGGUACCACUCCACGUUAAAAGUACUAAAAAGACGUACGAGCAGCUCCAGGAGGCACCUGUCACGGACUCCUCGACCGUUGACUUUGUUCUGAUGUUGCGCAAAGGAAAUAAACAGCAGUACAAGAAUUUGGCAGUGCCAGUGUCUUCCGAACUAGCAAUGAACCUGAGAAACAGAGAACAGGAGCAGAAGGAAGAGAAGGAACGGGUCAAAAGACUGACGCUCAAUAUCACGGAGCGUCAAGAGGAAGAAGAUUAUCAGGAAGCGAUCAAUCAAGGUACCAGGCCUGUUACGGUUAAUCUUAAUAGGGAGAGGCGGCAAAAGUACAACCAUCCAAAAGGUGCACCUGAUGCCGAUCUCAUUUUUGGACCUAAGAAGAUUAGGUAAGAGAACUGGUAUAUUGAUGGUCGACCUUUCUUUUCUUCGUCUUCUCCUAUUGUGAAUAAUAAUGUAUUUUGAGCGGCUUUUUUCCAUUUUGUUGUAUCAUAAGGAAAAAAAAAUUUGUAAGUUUGUAACUUUACUUUGUAAAAAUAGUUUACGUACUAUCGUGCUAGGCUGUAAGGGGUAACAAGAAUACAAGUGUCGAAUUACACUAGAUAGUGUUUUCCAUGUGAAACCAAUUUUUUUUUUUUUUUUUUUUUUUUUAACAGUAUGAAUUUCAUAAUUUGUAAGGCGCUUGUAAUUAGAUAUAAAAAAAAAG
Copidosoma floridanum is the source of this 3929-nucleotide messenger RNA. It is a transcript of the gene Upf2, whose product is annotated as UPF2 regulator of nonsense mediated mRNA decay. The record is from RefSeq and is a predicted model, not a curated record. NCBI's taxonomy places the organism in Eukaryota, Metazoa, Arthropoda, Insecta, Hymenoptera, Encyrtidae. Gene Ontology annotation, biological process: nuclear-transcribed mRNA catabolic process, nonsense-mediated decay. Gene Ontology annotation, molecular function: protein binding; RNA binding. Gene Ontology annotation, cellular component: exon-exon junction complex; cytoplasm.